Messenger RNA from Rhagoletis pomonella (apple maggot), 2525 nucleotides. RefSeq lists its product as uncharacterized. Lineage: Eukaryota; Metazoa; Arthropoda; Insecta; Diptera; Tephritidae. Gene Ontology annotation, cellular component: membrane. Gene Ontology annotation, biological process: sodium ion transmembrane transport. Gene Ontology annotation, molecular function: ligand-gated sodium channel activity. The record is from RefSeq and is a predicted model, not a curated record.
GUUUCAUAAUAUGAAAAAUUUUAACUAUGAUUAAAUCUUUGAGUAUUUUCUUGCACCGAGUGUCCGAGGACAUUCACUGGCAUCGGACAGAGGCACCUUACCCAGUCGAGCAACUGUAACUGUGCACCCCAAUAUACGCCACUGCAACCCUACUUCUUUACUUGCAUUCAAUUCGGGUUGUUAAUAAAAGCACCAGAGAUUAUUGCCAAUUAACUGUUUGAACAUACAGCAAUUUACGUACAAAACUCGUCAUUGAGAAUUCCAAUUCCCUGUAAAGAGGUAGUGCGAUUUCGAUGCCUUCAACGAUGCACUGAUUUCAUUUGCGAUAUUCAAUGACUUACAACGAUUAACAAAGGAGUCGGGCUGUAAAACUUGAUUGAAACAGUAAGCACGGUACCUAUCAGCCAUAAUGCUGCGUAAUUAGUUCAAUACGCAUACAAAACAUUCAUACACACACACACGUGCAAAGUCAUCGACACCAACAUACACCGCAUACCGGCAACUGGCGACACCAAAGUAAUUAACUGCCACUAAUGUGCCCAAAGAAAACGAUUUCAAUUAGAGGUACAAGGCAUCCGAAAUGCUCAUAUGCCUCUAAUAAUCCUGACCCCCAGUCCUUGCAACACUACCAUUCAACCAACUGGUGGUGGGAGUUUUUAGCAUAUAAAAACAACGGCAAUUGCGUUCGCAGUCACAGUCGAAGCAAAACAUUGUCAACGUUGGUACAUAUUACAGAAUAAAGCCAUUGAAUCCUUUUAGAAGAGACAACAGCAAACGAAUACGCACGGGAAGGUGGCAAGUAUCGACACAUCAAUGGCUACAACAAUGUCAAUGCAGCAACAACAUAGAGCGCGGCAUGGAGCGCCACUUACAACGGAUCCACCAUUUAUGCUUGGUCGCGCACCUUGGUGGCAGCCGACAGCGCCUGCAGGCCGACGACGUCAACACAAACGAAAGAUCGCAUUUACCGAGGCGUUGAAGGAUUUCCUGCAGAAUGUAUCCUUUCAUUGUUACAACAAAUUAGUUGAGCCGCGACGGCGUUUUCACGAACGUUUCUUUUGGACUAUUUUCCACAUUACAACGCUGAGCGUUCUGAUUGCAUUCCUUGGCAAAAUACAAAUAUUUGAGGGACAACUCUUGAGUACCGUUAUGUAUGAUUCAUUGUUUCCCAUCAGCAAAGUUCCCUUCCCCACCAUUUCGAUUUGUUCGCUGAAUCGCAUUUCGAAUGCCUCGGUUAAUAGAUAUGCUGAGAAGCUUAACAUGAAAGAUCCACAAAAGCGCGGCGUCAAUUACUUUUAUAAUCAGAUAAAGAAAUUAAGUCGCCCAUAUUCUAGAAAAGAUAUAAAUGACGACGAUUAUGAAGAUUUCUUAGAAUUUCAAAACUUUUUGGAUAUAUACGAUACCACGGACGCGGAGAGUUUUUAUGACACCAGAGAUCGCAUGAAAGUGGUAUGGAAAAACAUAUUCGGGUGGCACUGUAGACUUGAUGUUGAAAAGAAUCCAAAUUGUAUCGAUAUCGUUGGCCUGCAUCUUAAAGGCGUAAGUGCAGCACUUUCCAGCAUAGACAAAGAAGCUAAAGAGGUGAACGAAGACAAGUACAAUCUGCCAACAAAUGAAGAGUCCAUGCCUUUUGGGACGCACGUCACAGUUGGCAGUUAUAAUCUUGAAGUAAUGAAGGACUUGGCAUUUGUAGGAUCCAGCAUAAACACCAUAAAUAAUGCCAGCCUGGAAGUGAAGAAUAACUCUUGCCAACCGUUAACUCCAAAUUGUAAGGAUCUAUUCGUGCGUUGUCGCUUGGCUGGCGAGGAUAUAGAUUGCGCCACGAAGUUUACAGAAACACUGACAGCGAGUGGAUUUUGCUGCUCCUUCAAUGCUGAUGGCUUGUAUGCAAAACCACGUCCUACAAGGCUUAGUCUUUUUACGGCAUCUAAAGGUUUAGUACUUUUACUAAAUGCUUCAAGCGGUGAUGACUUUUUCAAGGAAUCGAUUUCUUCCGGUUUUAUGUUUUAUAUAUAUCCACAUGGAUAUUAUGCAGAUACUUCGAGCGGUUCGAUAAGAGAACGUUUCACACCAACUGGUGUGCACACAUACAUUUCAAUAGAGCCGAGCAUUAUGCAAACCGUUCACGAAGCGCGUAUUCUACCGGCAUUAGCACGAAAAUGUUUAUUUGAGGAUGAGCGACCUCGUAUCUAUGGCAAAAAGUAUAGCCACAAUAAAUGCAUUACACGUUGUCGCAUGAAUAGCAUGUUGGUGUUAUGUAAUUGUCUCUUGUUCACUUAUCCGGAGGAAUUGCUUGACGUGGAUAGAGAGUUUGCUUACUGUACUUUGCGGCAUAAGCCUUGUUUGGAACGUUAUUAUUUUAAAUGGUCCAACGUUAUUACCGAACGCGCAUACAUCCCUGGACUGGAACUUGAAAUGGAGGACGCUUUAUAUUGUCCGCAGUGUUUGCCUUUGUGUUCGUCAGUGCGUUACGCCAUCCAUACCAAUGAAUUGCCUUUAGUAAAUUAUUAUACACAUACCUUUCC